AUGGCCGAUAUCGAAAAAGUCACACAGCCUCGAGCUGUCAUCAGUGACACUGAUGCUCCAUCAAAAGAAAUGGACGCUGCAGCUGCUGCCAACGCCCUCAAGGUCCUCGUCAACUACGAUGGGGAAGAGACUUGGACAGAGGAGGAGGAGGCCAAGCUGAGGAACAAGGUGGACUGGAAGUUGAUGCCAAUUCUUUGCAUUACAUAUGGGCUGCAAUACUAUGACAAGGCCAUGCUUUCGCAGGCUGCGCUCUUUGGCCUCCGGACCGAUCUCGGUCUCACUGGCGAUCGCUAUGCGUUCUCUGCGUCCAUAUUCUAUCUCGGCUUCAUCAUCGGCUCCUAUCCUGCAAUGGCCCUUGCACAACGCUUCCCCAUCGAACGAGUGGCCUCUGGCAUAGUAACACUCUGGGGAAUAUGUCUCCUCCUGACCAUUGUCUGCAAAGACUACCAAGGUCUCUAUGUGGAGCGGUUUUUCCUGGGUCUGCUCGAGGCGGGCGUAAGCCCCAUGUUUAUGCUCAUUGUUGGCAUGUGGUACAAGAAGGCCGAGCAGGCAUGGCGCAUGGGUAUCUGGUACAGCUGCACCGGCUACGUCACGAUCUUCUCGCCCCUCGUGAACUAUGGCUUCGGCCUGAUAGGAGGCGGUGUCUCGUCGUGGCGGUAUAUGUAUAUCUUUGGAGGCUGCUUGACCAUCCUGUGGGGCAUCGCCCUCCUCUUCCUCCUGCCGACAGACCCUGUCACCGCCAAGGGCUACACCCCUCGUGAGCAGUACAUACUGUCUGCGCGGCUGCGUGAGAACAACGCCGGCAUGAGGAACAAGACCUUCAAGAAGGAGCAGUUGAUGGAGCUGUGUUUUGACGUCAAGUUCUGGCUCAUCUUUGCGCUUGCUUUCUUGUCCAUGAUUGCAAAUGGACCCAUCAGCGCUUUCGUUCCAAUUAUCAUCAAUGGCUUUGGCUACUCAACUCUCAACUCCCUGCUCCUCACAAUCCCCAUGGGAUUCUACGGAGGCUCAAUCAUGCUCUUGCUGUCAUAUCUUGCGUACCGGAUCAAGAACUGCAGAACAUGGCUCAUUUUCGGGGCUCAGUGCGGCACAGUCCUGGCAUCUCUGCUGCUAUGGUUGCUGCCACUGUCUGCCAAGGGUGGGCUUUUGUUCGCCUGCACCAUCUUGCCAUCAAUCGGCGGUGGGUACGCCGUCUUGAUGGGUCUGCAGAUUGCCAACACGGCUGGGUACACCAAGCGCUCGAUCGCGUCGUCUGGGCUUUAUAUUGGCUACUGCCUAGGAAACUUUGUCGGACCUUUGUGCUUCAAGGCCUCAGACGCCCCUCGGUACCCAAUGGGCUUUCUGGCAGUGGUGGUGACCAACGUCGUUGGCGCUAUCCUGAUCGUGGUUUACCGAUACGUGUGUAUUUGGGACAACAAGCGUCGUGAUGCUACCGGUAUCGCGGAGGGUUUCGACCAUGCUUACGCAGACGAGGGUGACGUGAAGAACAAGCAGUUCCGCUAUAUUUUGUAA
Pyricularia oryzae 70-15 is the source of this 1509-nucleotide messenger RNA. RefSeq lists its product as uncharacterized. Gene Ontology annotation, cellular component: membrane. The transcript has 8 exons. Gene Ontology annotation, biological process: transmembrane transport. Gene Ontology annotation, molecular function: transmembrane transporter activity. Lineage: Eukaryota; Fungi; Ascomycota; Sordariomycetes; Magnaporthales; Pyriculariaceae. The record is from RefSeq and is a predicted model, not a curated record. Bases 1 to 1509 code for a protein of 502 amino acids.